Molecule: messenger RNA, 144 nt
Organism: Funneliformis mosseae
Lineage: Eukaryota; Fungi; Glomeromycota; Glomeromycetes; Glomerales; Glomeraceae
Source: the annotation of a GenBank genome assembly
AUGAGUUUUGAGAAUCUUCAAAAAUUACAAAUAGAAUUGGAUAAUUUUAACAAUGAAUCUGAUUCUAAUAAACAAUAUUUUUCUGAUGUUGAAAAAUUACAAGAAAAGCUUAUUGAGAAUAUUAAAAAACUACCUGUCAAUCAA